GAACAUUACCUACUUGCACUGCCAAAAGAUGAUGUCCAAUUCAAUCCGUUUGACGAGAUUGGGAAAUUGAUGGAGUUGAUGGCAAUUGCAUUUUUCCCUCCUUCCGAUAAACUGAAGGUGAUGAAUUUAGAGCAACCAAAAGACUGCAUUGUCGGCAAAUAUAUUGAAGCCUUUGAGAAUAAUGAUAUUGAGGGGUUGCUAAAAUGUAUUUCCGAAUUUAACUGUUUGAUUGAUAAUCUUCGAACAAGUGGUCAAAUUUUUGAAUACACAAAAAAGAGGAAAACUUUUCCAAGGGAGCUUAUCUACGAGAUACUAAACCAAUGCUAUCUAAGAAGAGUUCUGCCUGAAUCCAAGAAGCUUAGUAUCUACAAGGCAUUUUCCAACGAAGUGUAUGGCGAAUUGAUGCCAUCUUUUUUGACAACGGUUUACGCAAAGUGCAAUCUGGACCAUAAUUGUUGCUUCAUAGAUUUGGGAUCGGGAGUUGGAAAUUGCGUGAUUCAAGCAGCAUUAGAAUACGGAUGCGAGAGCCAUGGUGUUGAAAUUGUUGAAAAUGCAUCUCGAUUAGGAGAUUUACAAGCAGAAGAGUUUGAGUUAAGAUGUAGGGUAUUUGGUUUGAAACCAGGAGCUGUGAACUUGUUCUCCCAGCAAUCUUUUGUUAACAAUCCACCUGUCAAAAAAGUUGUUGACAAGUGUGAAGUCAUUCUUGUCAACAACUACCUGUUCGACAACCCAUUGAACAAAAAAGUCAUUGAACUUUUUCAGGACCUGAAAGUUGGGACAAAAAUUAUAAGUCUAAAACCUAUUGUUCCUGCAACACACAAGAUCAACUGGGACAACUGCUCCUCGAUUCUCAAUAGACUAAAAACAUCAAAAUUUAUUUAUGCGGAAAAUUCAGUUUCAUGGACUUCCAAGGGUGGUUUUUAUUAUAUCACUGAAGUGAUGAGUGAUAUUGUUGAGGACAACUUUGUUGUUUUCAAAAGUCGUGAAGCAAGAAGACGUGAUGAAGGACUCGAUGAGAGAAGUCGUAGUGACACUCCUCUGAACGCUUUUACUAACAACGUAUAG
This is a messenger RNA of Pichia membranifaciens NRRL Y-2026, 1065 nucleotides long. RefSeq lists its product as hypothetical. Gene Ontology annotation, cellular component: nucleus; nucleosome. The transcript has a single exon. The annotation marks the transcript as partial. Gene Ontology annotation, biological process: regulation of transcription regulatory region DNA binding; DNA repair; DNA damage checkpoint signaling. Gene Ontology annotation, molecular function: histone H3K79 methyltransferase activity; histone binding. NCBI's taxonomy places the organism in Eukaryota, Fungi, Ascomycota, Pichiomycetes, Pichiales, Pichiaceae. The record is from RefSeq and is a predicted model, not a curated record.